Mangifera indica (mango) is the source of this 1488-nucleotide messenger RNA. RefSeq names its product 5'-adenylylsulfate reductase-like 4. The record is from RefSeq and is a predicted model, not a curated record. The transcript has 5 exons. Lineage: Eukaryota; Viridiplantae; Streptophyta; Magnoliopsida; Sapindales; Anacardiaceae. Bases 108 to 1121 code for a protein of 337 amino acids.
AACCCGACCCGAAAACGACAUGGUUGACAAGCCAUCCGUGCGCACUGCACUCGUUUUCGUUAUCUUCACCUUCCCCUCCCCUCCUUUCUCUCAGAGUCUCUCAUGUCAUGUACGAAGGCCGGUUCUUCCUUAAACAUUUUCUGAUUUUGUGCUGGGUCUCGAUGGGGAUGAGAGUCUGGGAGACGGGGAUCUUGAUUUUGUUGCUCUUGGUGAGGUUAGCUGCGGCCGUCGAGACAGUCAGACAUCCGUUAUGUCCAAUCGAAUCCAUUACGGAUUCCAUCUUAGGGUUUCGAAAUUUCAACUGUCCGGUUUAUACCAGUUUUCAAUCUCACGAUGUCGUCGCUGUUAUCGAGGGUGACGAGGUUUCAUUGCAAAGGGCUCUGAAUAUGGUUCACAAGAAUAGUCAUGAAUUUGUAGCUGUUCUUUUCUAUGCAUCUUGGUGUCCUUUUUCUCGUAAUUUUAGGCCUAGUUUCUCUAUCCUUUCUUCUUUAUAUCCUUCCAUUUCCCAUUUUGCAAUCGAAGAAUCUGCCAUCAGACCAAGUAUACUUUCUAAGUAUGGGGUUCAUGGGUUUCCCACCCUUUUUCUGUUAAAUUCGUCAAUGCGUGUUCGUUAUCAUGGCUCCCGGACUCUCAUUUCACUUGUCGCGUUCUACAGUGAUGUCACCGGCAUUGAUUCUGCAUCAUUGGAUAAAAUAUCCCUGGACAAAGUUGGGCACCUAUCAAAUCACGAGAGGCACGAUAAUGUGGACAAUGAAAGCUGCCCAUUCUCAUGGGCAAGAUCACCAGAGAAUUUGCUUCGGCAGGAGACAUAUUUGGCCCUGGCUACCUCAUUUGUUCUGUUGAGAUUGCUUUACUUAUUCUUUCCAAGUCUGCUUGUAAUAGCUCAACUUACUUGGAUAAGGCUCAUCCGAAAUGUUAAAUUGGGGAGCUUGUUUGAUCAUCCUCAGACCUAUCUGAAUCGAGCAAUACAGAUAUUUAAUUCUCUAAAAGAUCCUUGCAAGAAAAGUAACUUACAGGAAGGAGCAUUGAAUGCCAGGGCUUGGGCUUCCAAGUCCCUUGCCACUGUUUCAAUUGGUGAUGCAAGCACCAGCCAUGUUGCAUGUGGGAGCGAAUGCCACUGACCUUUAACUAGCUAUGCGAUACAGAUAAUUGGGUAUUCAAAUGAAAGGUUUGGCUGCCCUCUUAUUUGGUGUCAGGAUCAUCUUGAUGCUUGGAUUAGGUAAAAUGUUGUAUGACAUAAGUGAAAUAUGAUUCUGUCUCUUGACUUCGUCAUAGGCCAUUUACCAAUUUGUUAUAUAUGAUUUAGAAUUCAAUUUAUUUGGAAUUUUUUGGUCAAUUGUUAUUUGGCAUUCCAAAAGCAUGAUUAAGACUGUAGUUUGUGAAUUUACCCUAUCAUGUGUACGAGUUAAUUGUUUUUCUGUCCAAGUUGAGUUACUAGAAAUUUUUUACCGAGAUUGGAAAAAUAAAAGUUUGGUUUUUCUCUGAUAA